Molecule: messenger RNA, 1938 nt
Organism: Pyrus x bretschneideri (Chinese white pear)
Lineage: Eukaryota; Viridiplantae; Streptophyta; Magnoliopsida; Rosales; Rosaceae
Product: UPF0481 protein At3g47200-like
Exons: 2
Coding region: 211-1665 (484 amino acids)
Source: RefSeq, a predicted model, not a curated record
ACUAUAAUAAUCUCAAUACUUGAGCAAAGCAGUAGAAGAAACUCAAAAGCACAAACAAUAUUUGCCGAGAAUGAUUAUGGUAGUUCAGCACAAUCCUAGCGUGGUGGAGGUUCUGUGAUCUGCUGCCUGGUUUUCGUUUCUGAGGACCCAAUCCAACUUCGUUUCAGGACCACGAACAAAUUAAUUGGAUUGGAAUCAUAAGUAAUCGCUAUGGACGUAGACAUUUUACUUGAAGCGUCGAAGAACACCUCGACGCCACAGCUUCCCAGGUGCAUCUUCAGAGUUCCUGAAGUUCUCCGCAGACAUAACGUACUGGCAUACGCACCUGACAUUGUCUCAAUCGGACCCUAUCAUCCACGAAACAAUGUACAAUUUCAAGCUAUGGAAAAUCUGAAAUACGAGUAUUUGCGCGACCUUCUCUUACACAUGGAUAGGUCACAUGACAGGGAUAUGGAGUUAGAAACAUCGAUCAAUAAACUCAUCAAUUACAUUAAAGAUCACAAGCAAGUACAAUACAUGGCUGAGUUUGAGAAAAAAGCUCGUGAUUUUUAUGCACAUCCGUUUGAUCCUCUGAUGAAAAUGGAGUUUCUCCACAUGAUGAUACUUGAUGGUUGCUUCCUGGUACAAAUAUUUAGGAAGAGUAUGGAUGAGGACCAGAGGGACACUAAUGACCCCUUAUUCAACAUGGAUUGCAUGUUCCAGUACAUAUGUCAUGACCUCUUGCUCUUAGAAAAUCAGAUUCCUUGGUUUGUCCUCCAGGACAUAUAUGAGCUCACCGUGAAGUAUUACCAGACCCCUCAGCCCAGCCUCUCGCGACUCAUCCUCACCGAGCUCAGCUCACAACCACAACUGUCCCAUAACUGCAAGUCGUAUCUGCAUCAUCUAAGAAGAAAUGAUGACAAUGAGGAUGACUCACAACCACAACCAUCCCAUAACUGCUGGUGGUAUCUGGAUCAUCUAAGAAGAAAUGAUGACAGAGAGGAUGAAAUUGCGCUCCACAUCUUAGACCAAGAGGAUGAAAGUGUGCUCCACAUUCUCGAUCUCAUAAGAACUUCCAUAGUUUUCUCAUUCACUGAAUGCUAUGAAGAUGAGAAACCUUCCUUCAAUGCAAAUACACAAUCGAUAGCUUCAGCAACUGCUCUUUCUGAGGCCGGCAUUAGAUUCAAAAUGAGCUCCGAUGAAUGUAAAAGCAUAAUGAACAUAGAAUGCAAGAAUGGGGUUAUUAUGAUUCCGCAUCUAGAAAUUGGAGAGUUAACUGAAUCGAUAUUCAGGAACCUGAUCGCCUUGGAGCAGUGCUGUUAUGGUCGUUCGCAUAAAAUCACAUCUUAUGCCGUUCUGAUGGAUAACCUCCUCGGUUCUAGCAACGAUAUUAAAUUUCUCUGCGACAUGGGAAUUAUAGGUAACUGGCUGAGCGCUGAAAAUGGUUCUGAGUUCUUCAGCAAGCUUUACUGCGACACGGUGCUUACUUAUUUCUACUAUGAUGGACUCUGUACUCGAGUAAAGAAACACCAAACUAAAUCGAGGAGGUGGGGAGAAACAUUCGCGCGUAACUAUUGUUCAGAUCCAUGGAAAACCACCUCCUGGAUUGCAGCAAGUAUCCUUCUGAUUCUCACCGGUUUCCAGACUGGAUACACCAUGGCGCAAUACUAUUCUCCUCGGGCAUGAAGUUUUUUAUUAGUUAAAUCUGUGGCAUGUAUGUUAAACUUGUUGGGAGUAUUUUAACCACUAGGGUUAAGCUUCCUAGUUUCUAGGUCAACUUUGUAGUCGUUAAUAAUUCCUAUUAUUAAGGAACCAGUAUUGUUUCACGUUCAGUCUUUAACCCUAGUCAGAUACCACGAUUCUAGGUGCUGUAAAAUCGUGGGUUGUUACUUUCAUUCAGUUAUCUUGUAAGGCUAUAAGUAGUCUGUGUUAUCUUUGAAUUCAAUAAGAUUAUUCUCC